Messenger RNA from Pseudogymnoascus verrucosus, 3545 nucleotides. RefSeq lists its product as uncharacterized. The record is from RefSeq and is a predicted model, not a curated record. The transcript has 2 exons. The coding region runs from base 519 to 3545 and encodes 1008 amino acids. Lineage: Eukaryota; Fungi; Ascomycota; Leotiomycetes; Thelebolales; Thelebolaceae. Gene Ontology annotation, molecular function: calcium-activated cation channel activity. Gene Ontology annotation, cellular component: plasma membrane.
UCCUCCCUCAACAUCCCCAUCCCCCCCCCCCAUCUUCUUCAGGGAAAUCCUGUCCUCUCGUUCAUUUGUAUUUUAUACCACUCCGAUCUCUACAUAUAUUUCUCCUCCUCACCCUCACUGUCGCUUCCUCCAGCAUCUUGAUAUACCCAUCAUCCCCCUCGAUAGUGCAUGAAUCGACUCAGCAGUAGUGAGGUUUCAGAUACGAGCUCCUGCUGCCACCACCCGCAUCACCCGACGUCUACGAAAAUUGUACUGUACGAUACGAUCGAAACGACAUUUCUUUGUUCCCUUGAAACGCUGCGUCAUUUGGCCUGCCAUUGCCAUUGCCAUUAUUCACGAACAUACACACACAUCUCGACUUUGCCUGCUGAAGGAAGGAAGGAAGAGAGAUAGAAAGAGACGAAGGAAGCGUCAGCUUACAACUUUUGCUUUCAGGCAGAGUCAGCAACCACCGAUAUAUCUAGGACUCGAACCACGACCUCCUGGCAAGGCCUCUGGCCACACAUACACUCGUUACCAUGCGCGCGGCGUUUGAGGAGCUUCUCCGGCGGACGGAGGGCUCAGACGAACUGCUCGAGCUCUUAAAAAAACCAUUCAGCUCUAAUUUCCAACAAAACUCGAUAUGGGCGUCCUUCGGCACCUCCAUCGGCUUCACAGUCCUCAUCGCAGUCGCCUUCUCCCUCCUGCGACCCUACAACUCCGUCGUCUACGCCCCGAAGCUUAAACAUGCGGACGAAGCACAUGCACCCCCGCCGAUGGGGAAGGGCAUUCUGGCAUGGCUGGGGCCGGUGAUAAAGACGCAGGAGCAGGAUCUGAUCAGACACAUGGGCCUGGACGCUGCGGUCUUCCUGCGCUUCACCCGCAUGUGCCGCAACAUCUUCCUCAGUAUAUCCGUCAUCGGCUGUGCGAUCCUCAUCCCGAUCAACCUGCGCAAAGGCACUGGCUCAUCCUUCGUCGAGAAGCUGACCCCGCUCAGUACGUCCGGUUCGCCCACCUGGGCACAAGUCGUGUGCGCCUACCUCUUCAACGUCGUUGUGUCAGGCUUCCUGUGGUUCAACUACCGAAAGAUCGUGCAGCUGCGCAGGCAGUACUAUGAUAGCCCGGAGUACCUGGCAAGUCUGCACGCGCGGACGCUGAUGAUCAACGAUAUUCCGAAGGCGUAUUGCACAGAUGAGGGUAUUGGCCGUCUUAUUGACGAGGUGGUGCCGACGUCGUCGUUCUCGCGCACGGCUAUUGCCCGUAACGUCAAGGACCUGCCCGAUCUGAUCGCACAGCACGAGGGCACCGUCCGAAAGCUCGAGAAGCACCUCGCCAAGUACCUGAAGAACCCGGAUCAGCUUCCUCCUGCGCGACCAACCUGCGAUCCCUCGAAGAAGGACCCCUCGUAUGGCUCUUAUGCUAAGGGCCAGAAGGUCGAUGCGAUUGAGUACCUCACGGGCCGCAUCCGCGAUCUAGAGAUGGAGAUCAAGGACGUGAGGCUAGGUGUUGAUAAGAGGAACGCUAUGCCUUAUGGUUUUGCCAGUUACGAGGAUAUCGGAGAGGCCCACACCAUUGCGUAUGCAGCUCGCAAGAAGCAUCCUCAUGGCACCACGAUUGUGCUUGCGCCCCGCCCUAAUGACAUUAUUUGGCAGAACAUGCACCUAGACCAGAAGACGAGACGUUGGAGACGCAUUGUCAACAACUUGUGGGUUAUCCUCUUGACUCUCCUGUGGAUCGGGCCCAACGCCAUGAUAUCCAUCUUCCUCGUCAAUUUGGCGAACCUGGGCCGCGUGUGGAAGAAUUUCCAGGCCUCCCUGGAUGCAAACACGACCAUCUGGUCCAUCGUACAGGGUGUAGCUUCCCCAGCUGUAACGUCGCUCAUUUACCUCGUCCUACCCAUCAUUUUCCGCCGACUAUCGAUGCGUGCGGGUGACCGCACCAAGUCCGCCCGCGAGCGCAACGUCACGGGCAAGCUGUACACGUUCUUCGUGUUCAACAAUCUGAUCAUCUUCUCGGCGUUCAGCACGGUGUGGACAUUCGUCAGCGCUGUGGUUGAGAAGACGGGUAAAGGCCAGGACGCAUGGAAGGUCAUCCAGGAGGAGGACAUUGCGCGUGUGCUGUUCACUUCGCUAUGCAACAUCUCGCCCUUCUGGGUGACCUGGUUGCUGCAGCGUAACCUCGGUGCCGCCAUUGAUCUCGCCCAGCUGUGGACGCUGUUCUGGAGCUCUUGCGUGCGCAAGUUCUCGAGCCCGACGCCCCGCGAGCUGAUCGAGCUUACUGCACCACCAGCAUUUGACUACGCCGCCUACUACAACUACUUCCUCUUCUACUCAACCGUCACACUCACCUUUGCGACGAUUCAGCCCCUUGUCCUCCCAGCCGCCGCCCUCUACUUUACCAUCGACGUCUACUUGAAGAAAUACCUCCUCCUCUACAUCUUCGUAACCAAAACCGAAUCCGGCGGCAUGUUCUGGCGCGUCCUCUUCAACCGCAUGGUCUUCGCCUCCAUCCUCGCCAACCUCGUCGUCUUCCUCGCCGUCUGGGUGCAGGGCGACCACACUCACAUCCAAGCCUUCGCCGUGGUCCCCCUCCCCUUCCUCAUGGUCGCCUUCAAGAUCUACUGCAGGCGAGCCUUCGACAAGAAAACACACUACUACUCCCUCCGCGCCGUCGGCCGCCACGGCGACGACACCGCCGCCGCACCGCUCAAGAACUCGCGCAAGGCUGACCGCCUCGCUUCCCGCUUCGGUCACCCGGCGUUGUAUAAACCACUCACCACACCUAUGGUGCACGCGCGCGCACAGAGCAUAUUGGCAUCCAUAUACAGCGGCCGCCUUUCCAACCCCAACAACCCCGACGCACACGACAUCGCCUCCGUCAGCGGCUACAGCGACACCUUCACGCUAUCCACCAUGAAGUCCCCCCACGGCGGUGCUCCCGGUAAACUCCAACAAAACAUCAUCCCAGGCUUCGAAGUCGUGCCCGAAUCCCAGCUCGACUUCUCGUUCUACAAGAACCGCGCUGAGUUCGGAGACGAUCACGGCGCAGGGGAUAUCUUCACCAGGACACCCAAUCCGUAUGACCGCCCCGGGACCGCGGAUACGUAUCGCUACACCGCUUCCUCCCCAGGUAGCUCCCGCGCAGGUAGCCCCGCCCCGCCGAUGCCGGGGGUGCCGAGUCAGUAUUCUCGCACCCCCCUCGGUGGUGGGGAUUCGCGGUAUAACACCUCCAGUCCGCCGCCGCCGUUCUCAAGCCGCUACAACACCUCCUCCCCUCCCCCUCCCUUCUCAGCUGGGGGGGUGGGACGCGAGAGUCCGUAUAGUGCACCCAUCCACCCUGCUUUCCGCAAUGAUGACCGCAGACGGGGGAGCGGGAGUCAGACGCGGGAGAGUCUCGUUAGAGCGGCGGCGGGGAUGCCGGAUAGUGCGCCUGUGAGUGUUGCUGUUCCCCCUGGGUUCUUGGGGGGUGGGCCGCAGGGGUAUGGAGGGUUGCCGCAGGAGGAUGCGGAUGUGGCGGAUGGGAGGGGGGAUUAUGAUUAUUAUCGGGGGAGGAGGGGUGCGCGGUGA